Molecule: messenger RNA, 1904 nt
Organism: Tarenaya hassleriana
Lineage: Eukaryota; Viridiplantae; Streptophyta; Magnoliopsida; Brassicales; Cleomaceae
Product: importin subunit alpha-3-like
Exons: 10
Coding region: 114-1694 (526 amino acids)
Biological process (GO): NLS-bearing protein import into nucleus
Cellular component (GO): nucleus; cytoplasm
Molecular function (GO): protein binding; nuclear import signal receptor activity
Source: RefSeq, a predicted model, not a curated record
UUGUUCUUACUCUUUGUCUGUCUUCUACUCGCAGUCAUUCGUCGUCUCUGUCGGUCACCGUCAAUCUCCGGUCGUUUGAUCUCGCCCGAAAUCCUUUGUUGAUCGGUGAAGCCAUGUCUCUCAGACCGAGCGCGAGGACGGAGGUUCGCCGGAACCGGUACAAGGUCGCGGUCGACGCGGACGAGGGUCGCCGGAGACGGGAGGAUAACAUGGUUGAGAUCCGGAAGAACAAGAGGGAGGAGAACUUGCAGAAGAAGCGGCGUGAGGGGCUCACGGCGGCGCAGCAGCGGCAAGAGCUCCCGUCGUCUCUUUCUUCGGAAAAUAAACUAGAAAAUCUGCCGACCUUGGUCGCUGCAGUUUGGUCUGAAGAUCGGAAUGGACAACUGCAAGCUACAACUCAUAUCCGGAAAUUGCUUUCAAUAGAGCGCAAUCCGCCAAUCAAUGAAGUGAUACAAUCUGGUGUUGUUCCUCGUAUCGUGCAGUUUCUUUCAGGGGAUGACUUCCCCCAACUUCAGUUUGAGGCUGCAUGGGCGCUCACCAAUAUUGCUUCAGGGACAUCAGAGAAUACCAAGUCCAUUAUGGAUAACGGGGCUGUCCCAUUAUUCGUCAAGCUUCUCGGUUCUCCCAGUGACGAUGUCAGGGAACAGGCUGUUUGGGCAUUAGGAAACGUUGCUGGGGACUCGCCAAAAUGCCGUGAUCUUGUCCUGAACUAUGGGGCCAUGAUACCUCUUCUGUCACAGUUUAAUGAGCAUUCGAAACUUUCAAUGCUGAGAAAUGCCACAUGGACGUUAUCAAACUUCUGCAGAGGAAAGCCUCAGCCGUCAUUUGAGCAGACAAAACCGGCUUUACCAGUUCUCGAGCGCCUUGUCCAUUCACAAGAUGAAGAAGUUUUGACGGACGCAUGCUGGGCUCUGUCAUACCUCUCAGAUGGUACAAAUGACAAGAUACAAGCUGUUAUCGAUGCAGGCGUUGUCCCCCGACUCAUUGAACUCUUAACUCAUCAAUCGCCAACAGUGGUGAUCCCUGCUCUUCGCACGGUUGGAAACAUCGUUACCGGAGAUGAUAUGCAGACCCAGGCGGUUCUUGAUAAUCAAGUCCUUCCUUACCUCGUGAACCUCCUGACAAAUAACUACAAGAAGAGUAUAAAGAAAGAAACUUGCUGGACUAUCUCAAACAUUACAGCAGGCAAUGCAAAUCAGAUACAAGCGGUAAUUCAAGCUGGCAUUAUUCCGCCUCUUCUCCAGUUGCUCCAAAGCGCCGAAUUCGAGAUAAAGAAGGAAGCCGCAUGGGCGAUAUCCAAUGCCACAUCUGGUGGAGCCCAUGAGCAAAUCAAGUAUCUUGUGAGCCAAGGAAGCAUCAAACCAAUGUGUGAUCUGUUAGUUUGUCCGGAUCCGAGGAUCAUAACGGUAUGCUUGGAGGGUCUAGACAACAUACUGAAAGUGGGAGAAGCAGAGAGGAACUUAGGGAACACAGGGGAAGAUAAUAUUUACGCGCAAAUGAUAGAAGAAGCAGAUGGGUUGGAGAAGAUAGAGAAUUUGCAGAGCCAUGACAACAACGACAUAUACGAGAAGGCCGUGAAAAUGCUGGAGACUUACUGGUCGGAUGACGCUAGCGAGGAGAACAAUGAUGGCGGUGAUGGUUUCGAUUUUGGUAACAGUUCUGAUGUCCCUCCCGGUGGAUUCAACUUCGGUUGAAAGGUAACCAAUCCGGUUGCAGGACAAAGAACAGGACACCCCUCGAGACACCAAACAGGGAUGGUGUCGUAAAAUCGCGGAAAGCUGGGAAAUUUCGAUCUGAUUUUUUUUUUGGAACUCGUUUUUUGUAUGACCCAGUCCGUCGCCAAUUUCGAUUGUUGGGAAUCGGGGGCAAUUUUUAAUUUAAUUUAAUUACGUUUCUGUUUUUGU